ACAUGGCUGCUCGUACAUUUUCAUUUUCAUACAAAAUUUAGACAUAAAUUGCUCGAAAGGAACACUUACUUAUACUUUUAAAAAUGGAUCACAAUUUUGGUGGGAACAGCAAUCAAAGACCGCAAUUUCCUGGAUUUAUUGGUCAAAAUUUGGCAGGAAUGCAUCAGAUACCUACUCGUCAAGGAUUCCAAAGUCAGCCUUUCCAACAGUCACCGAUGAAUGCUGGCUAUCCACAGCCUCCACAGAUGCAGGCAAACCAGGCUAGUUUUGGACAAUUUGCUAGCAACAUACCAAGACCUCAAAUACAGCAGAUGUACAUUCAACAGCAGCCUCAACAACCAUAUCAACAACAAUAUCAACAACAGCAACAACGACAGCAAUAUCAACAGCAACACUUUCAACAGCAACAAUAUCAACAACAACAACAACAACAGUACCAGAAGAUGAUUGAACAACAGCAAAAGAUUGCCCAAGAACAACAAAAGAAAGAAAUUGAGCUGCGUAAAAAGAGAGAUUUUGAAAUGCAGCAAAAGCGUUUGCAGCAAUUAGGAGGAGGGCAAAGAAAAGGAGGCGGCGGUGGUGAUCUGUCCCAUUUGAUAGGUUCAUUAGCACAGCGUAGUACUGAUAAACAAGUUGCACUGAAGCCUCAGGUUGGCACUCCAUCUGGUAGAUCUUUCUUUGCGAGACCUGGAACAUCCUACCCUCCACAACCAGAAUGGAAACAACAAAAAGACCAACUUGUCCAAUCAGACAUUACAGGCCAACACACAGGAAGACCUACCAUUGAACCACAUGGUUUAACAGGUCCUGGAAUAGCGACAAGUGAUGGGUUUUGUGGUCAAGCCACUGAUGAUGAUGAAUUCAGUGAUUUCCAGGAAGCACAGGUACCUUUUUCCAGUCAAACUACUAGUGUUUCUACCAAUCAGAACACUGGAUGGUCAUUGCAGCCUGGAAAUCAAUCAAUGCCUGGUCAGCCUGGGAGUCAUGGUAUUGCCUGGCAAAGCUAUUCUGGUACAAAUACUGGUAUUUCUAGUGAGCAUGGUAGUCCAGYAGUAAAUCAGAUGUCCUUUGCACAAGCAUUUUCCAAUGGUAGUAUCACCAYGGCACAUUACUCGCCACAUGUGUUUAGUGAGCCUAUGCCAAGAGAAAGAACAGAUAGUCAAUCUAGUAUUUCAUCUAGUACAAGUUCUGGAGUACAGUCCACAGCAUCCUUUCAAGAUAGGCAACUAAUUAUGCCAAACCAGUCCUUUCCUAAUGAUGGUCGACAGGGGCAGCCACCUGUACCACAUUUUGUUGGCUUACAGCACAGGAUGUCUGGAAACUUGUCAGAAGGACCAGCAAUAACUGGUCAAUUCUUUUCCAACCAGCCAGUUCCUGGACAAGUUAAUGUUCCUGGUCAAACAUUUUCCAAUCAACCAGUUCCUGGACAAGUCAAUGUUCCUGGUCAAGCAUUUUCCAAUCAGCCAGUUUCUGGACAAGUUGAUGUUCCUGGUAACGACUGCCCAGACAUUGAGGAAAAAGAAGAAUCAGAAGAGGAAAAACUACAGAGGCUGUAUGGAAUUACGAUUCCCGAGUGGUGYARGGAAGACAAGAACCUYCCAGGGGUGUAUAAAGAUGUUAAAGAAGCUGCCACAAAAAAUGGCGCCAUUGACACAGGUUCUCUUUAUCCCAUUCUACUGGCAUCAGAACUUCAAAGGGACAUACUUGGUCAGAUAUGGAACAGGGCAAACAAAGCCACACCUGGGCAGCUCAAUGAUUUGGAGCUUAGAAUGGUGUUGGGACUUGUUGCCUUAGGACAGACUGGUUUAAAAGUAGAAAGACUCACGCUGGAGAAGCUAUCAACAUGCAAGUCAGCACCAAUACCAACAAUUCCUGAGAAUGUUCUACAGCCAAGUGAAGRUAGCUGGAGUUUCCAGAAAGAAACCACACAGCAAGAUUCUAUUGUCGAGAAGACUUCCAUCCCUUCUGUCAGUCAACCAGGCAGUACACUUCACUCAAAUGAAGACUACGCAGCAAAAACCRAAGCAUUGAAACCUAMUACUACURSCAAAGAGUUUGGURGCUUUACUGGUUGGUCUGUGUCUGGACAAAUGCCUGGACAGARUGMYUUUACUUUAGGCUYRUCAACAUCUAUACUUGGGGCACAAAUGUCUAGUCAAAUUCCAGGCCUCACAAGCUCUCAAACAACAUCGCAUAGAAUUCAAAACACAACAACCUUGAAAGAAGCAGAAUUAAAGCCAGGAUUGUCAAKCUCACCAGAAUUUCAAGGAUUUCAAAGUGCCAGUGUAGGUGAASAUGAUGAUUUUGGAGACUUCCAUGGCYCAACGUCAAGUGUGGACACAACUACAUUGUCCUCCCAAAAUACAUUUGCUGAACUUAAAAGUACGACAACUUUAGCUUCGUCUUUAGAAAGCUUCAAACUGAAAACAGAGAACUCAUUGUUUUCUUCAGUUACACCAGCUCAAAAUAGCAAAAAAGACUCAAAGUUGACUGCUUUAUUGGCUGAAAACACAGUAAAUACAGACAAUGACAAGACCAUAGCAUUCCCUGCUAUUUCAAUGCCACCAAGUUCAGUUAAUGCGUCAAAAAGUGGUAGUUCCACUAACUUAAAUGACAACUGGAGUAGUUUAACCACUGCUUCAACUACUGAAAACAAACCGGCCUUAGCAAACUUCAAUUUAAUGACUUCAAUCACUAAAAAUCCUAAUGAGAAAGGUCAAGAUAAUAAUUUGGAAAGUGCAUUACUUAAUAACACAUCUAAUGAAAGACCAUCUGAUAAGUACGAUUUGUUGAGGGAUAUUAAUAGUGAAGAAACAAGUAGCAUCUUCUCCUCUUCCAUACCGUCCAGAAAGAAAGAYGACAGCUUUGGGGAUUUUGAGAGUUUUGAAAAUGCAGAAUCAAAAGAAGAUGAUAACUUUGGAGGUUUCCAGUCUACCACUAUUGAAUCCACACUUCAAGACUCAAGCUCUUCAAAUAUCAAUCAUAACUGGAAUGCUUUUGCCUCUGCUCAAUCUAGUCAAGAAGUCACAAMUUUUGCACAAUUCAAUCUAACUCCUAAUAUUACUGGCAAAGUAGACACUGAUGAAUUUGGUGAUUUUUCAGAGCCGUCUAGUGUUGUUCCACCUAGUAUAAGUAGCAAUAUGGACUUCUUUUCAUCUAAUCAGAGCACUAYUAAGRUAAAUGUCAGUGGUUUUGGAAAUUUUGAUGAUAGUCACAAGAAUUCAAGUUCCUUAGCAAGUUUUACCAGUGGAGUUCCUUUAGAUUCUGCUCAGAGAUACAAGCAACUAUGUGGUGAAGAUGAGGAUGCCGAUCAACAUGGUAAUGUAUGGGGAAGAUGCCUGAACUCCUGCCUCUUGACAAUGGCAACUUGUGCUUUAGCAGUGCAGACCAUGUCUGAUGCUACCAUCAAACAAGAGAUUCUACAAUCCAAGAAAGGAAUGGACUAUUUUAAAGCAAUAAUAGAAGUCUUCAGAGUCACAAAACGAAUACAAGCUUCCCUUGUAAAAACAGAUUUUUUAAGUGAGAAACUGAAAGAUAUUUUGGAAGAGAUCAAUCAAACAUGGAGAAACAUUGCUAACUUCUUGAAAGAGACAAACUUGGAGCAGUCAAGYACUAUCAAAGAGAACUUCACUGAACACCAUGUCCAGGCAGACGACGAUAAGAUGGUGGCAUGUGGACUUUGUCUUCUCAAUGUUACCAAAGCAACWGACUCYAAGAUUGGAUACGGUGGRCGGGAGUACCACUCAGCCUGUGCUAACUUCUGGUGCAACAGGGUGGACUCCAUCUUGCCUUCAUUGUGGCCAGUCAAUAGUUUAAUUUAGACCAGGUUAUCUACCUUCGUUGGCAAAGUAUUUUCCUUAUACUUGUACAUAAUAAAC
Messenger RNA from Exaiptasia diaphana, 3878 nucleotides. Its product is annotated as synergin gamma. Gene Ontology annotation, molecular function: protein binding. The transcript has 14 exons. The coding region runs from base 84 to 3821 and encodes 1245 amino acids. NCBI's taxonomy places the organism in Eukaryota, Metazoa, Cnidaria, Anthozoa, Actiniaria, Aiptasiidae. The record is from RefSeq and is a predicted model, not a curated record. Gene Ontology annotation, cellular component: clathrin coat of trans-Golgi network vesicle.